Molecule: messenger RNA, 3663 nt
Organism: Sinocyclocheilus anshuiensis
Lineage: Eukaryota; Metazoa; Chordata; Actinopteri; Cypriniformes; Cyprinidae
Product: serine/threonine-protein kinase D1
Exons: 19
Coding region: 204-2969 (921 amino acids)
Biological process (GO): intracellular signal transduction; phospholipase C-activating G protein-coupled receptor signaling pathway; protein phosphorylation
Cellular component (GO): cytosol
Molecular function (GO): ATP binding; protein serine/threonine kinase activity
Source: RefSeq, a predicted model, not a curated record
GCCUCUCAAUGUCCAAAUAACUCUUUGCAUUUCCGUGCCAGCGUUUUUGCUUGAAAUUCGCCUUUUUCGUCUGUUUACCCUCUGAACGACUUUAGGGAUCUGAAGUUUUGCCUCAGUUUGCGCAACCAGUGUGCGAACUCGAUCAAACAACCCGAUCUGAUCGCUGUCCAGGCGUGAUUGUGUGUUGACACCAGGGGAUUCAUAUGAGCGUGCCUCCGGUGAUCCGACCGCCGAGCCCCCUCCCGGGGUGGCAAGGCAUCUCCUUCCAAAUCCAGAUCGGCUUGAGCCGGGAACCCGUGCUGCUGGACUCCGGCGAGUUCAGCCUGGCGCAGGUCCGAGAGAUGGCAUGCUCCAUCGUGGACCAGAAGUUCCCAGAAUGUGGCUUCUAUGGGAUGUAUGACAAGAUUCUUCUUUUCCGUCAUGAUCCGAACUCGGAGAACAUCCUACAGUUGGUGAGGUGCGCGGCUGAAAUUAUGGAAGGGGACCUAGUGGAAGUCGUCCUGUCAGCCUCAGCUACAGUGGAGGAUUUUCAGAUCAGACCUCAUGCCCUGUUCGUUCACUCAUAUCGAGCUCCAGCGUUCUGCGAUCACUGUGGAGAGAUGCUGUGGGGUUUAGUGAGGCAGGGGCUUAAGUGUGAAGGCUGCGGGCUGAACUACCACAAACGGUGUGCCUUUAAAAUCCCAAACAACUGCAGCGGCAUCCGUAAACGACGACUAUCUAACGUGUCCCUCACCGGCCCUGAUGACAAAAUGAGAUCCAGACCAUAUUGCAUCAAAUGCUCCCUUCUUCCUCAGUUACAACAUAGAAUAAAUUGCUGCAUGCUUAUCCUGUUUAUUAACACUACUCAUUCUCUGUCUGUCUGUCUCUCUCUACCUCUCCCCACACAUCCCUUCAUUCCUGCCCAGUCUCCUGUCAGUCCUAGCAUGGAGCAAAAAACACCAUCAGACUUCUUUCCUGGAAGAGGCCGUUCCAACUCUCAGUCCUAUAUUGGUCGGCCAAUAGAGUUAGACAAGAUCCUGCUGUCUAAAGUGAAGGUGCCACACACAUUUGUCAUUCAUUCCUACACGCGCCCCACCGUUUGCCAGCACUGCAAGAAGCUCCUCAAGGGCCUGUUCCGUCAGGGACUACAGUGCAAAGAUUGCAAAUUCAACUGCCAUAAACGAUGUGCACCUAAAGUGCCAAACAACUGCCUCGGAGAGGUGUCAAGAAACGGAGAUCUGUUGAGUCCCGGUGCUGAAUCAGAUAUGGUCAUGGAGGAGGGUUGUGAUGACCAUGACGGGGACAGACAUAGUCCACUUAUCGAUGACAUGGAAGAGUCUCUGGUGGUAGACUCCGCUGCUCUUUUGGAAGCUGGACAUGGUGAGCUUGGAGAUUUCCAAGACCAAGACACAGAUGAAUCCAACAGAAUCAUCAGCCCUUCCACCAGCAACAACAUCCCACUUAUGCGGGUGGUUCAGUCUGUCAAACACACCAAGAGGAAAAGCAGCAAUGUUAUGAAAGAAGGCUGGCUUGUGCAUUUCACCAGUAAAGACACGUUGCGUAAGAGACAUUACUGGCGACUUGACAGCAAGUGUAUUACCCUGUUCCAGAAUGACACUGGGAGCAAAUACUAUAAGGAAAUUCCUCUAUCCGAGGUGCUGUCUCUGGAACCAGCGAAAACAUUCAACCUUCUGCCUGAGGGUGCCAACCCACAUUGCUUUGAGAUUGCCACAGCAUCUCUGGUGUACUAUGUGGGAGAAAACCUGGCUCGAGCCGACGGGGGAAUGCUGGGCUACGGAAGCAGCGUGCUUGUUAGCGGUGUGGGACAGGACGUGGCCCGCAUGUGGGAGAUGGCCAUCCAGCAUGCACUUAUGCCUGUCAUCGCCAAGGGCAUAUCUCACGGCAGCCAUCACAGCUACCACAAAGAGGUCUCCAUUAGCAUCUCUGUAUCCAACUGCCAGAUCCAGGAGAAUGUGGAUAUUAGCACAGUGUAUCAGAUUUUCCCUGAUGAAGUACUUGGCUCUGGGCAAUUUGGCAUUGUCUAUGGAGGGAAACAUAGGAAAACAGGCAGGGAUGUUGCCAUCAAGAUCAUAGAUAAGCUGCGAUUUCCCACCAAGCAGGAAAGUCAACUGCGUAAUGAAGUUGCCAUUCUCCAGAACCUCCACCAUCCCGGCAUCGUCAACCUUGAGUGCAUGUUUGAGACACCAGAGCGUGUCUUUGUUGUCAUGGAGAAGCUCCAUGGCGACAUGUUGGAGAUGAUACUGUCAAGUGAGAAGGGGAGGCUGCCAGAACGCAUCACCAAGUUUCUCGUUACGCAGAUUCUCAUCGCUCUCCGCCACCUUCACUUCAAAAACAUUGUUCACUGUGACCUCAAACCUGAGAAUGUUUUGUUAGCCUCCGCUGACUCUUUUCCACAAGUGAAGCUGUGUGAUUUCGGUUUUGCACGUAUUAUUGGUGAGAAGUCUUUUAGGCGUUCGGUGGUGGGCACCCCGGCGUACCUCGCCCCGGAGGUGCUUCGGAACAAGGGCUACAACCGCUCGCUGGACAUGUGGUCGGUGGGUGUCAUCGUCUAUGUCAGUCUCAGUGGAACCUUCCCAUUUAAUGAGGAUGAAGACAUUCAUGACCAAAUCCAGAACGCUGCUUUCAUGUACCCGCCAAACCCCUGGAAAACAGUCACCCCAGAGGCAAUUGACCUCAUUAAUAACCUGCUGCAAGUCAAAAUGAGGAAGCGCUACAGCGUGGACAAGUCUCUCAGCCAUCCCUGGUUACAGGACUACCAGAUGUGGCUGGACCUGCGGACUUUGGAGUGCAAAAUGCAGGAGCGAUAUAUCACCCACGAAAGCGAUGAUUUGCGCUGGGAGCAUUUUGCAGAACAAAAUGGCCUUCAGUACCCAGCCCACUUAAUCAACCCUCAUGCCGAUGUCCGUGAAGAGGCGGAGUCUGACGAGCUCGUGAUGGGCAUGCUCAGCGACAGAGUCAGUGUUCUGUAAAUUGCUGCCUACCCCUUUAAGGGCACAACAACGGAGCUCAAGCCAACUCUAUACUGCAAAAUCUCCACUUUAGCCAACUGUAAAUGCCUUGACAAAUCCUAACAAAAGUACCGCACAAUUUCAUUUAACAGUACACUACAGAUCAAGCACAAAUGUCAUUAUACACACAGUGCCUAAGCCACAAAAGCCAAUCUAGCCAUACACAGAAAUACAAUCAUACCCAAAUAUACUGUAUAAAAAAAAUCUAACAAAACAAUUGCACUUAAACUACUAUGAACAAACAUAACUUACAGGCUCCUUUUGUUCUUAAGGACUUUGGAGCUUAAUCUUAGAAUAAAAUUAUGUAUUAGUAUUAGUAUUAUUAUUUUUGCCAUUACACGGUCGAAAACACUGUAUCAGCACUAUUUGUAUAAGUCACAAAAGAAGUCACAAUAUAUAAGAAAUGUGUUAUAAAAUUAACUUAUAAAGUCUUUUAUUAACUAAAUUAUUCUGCUAAGAAAUACCACCACAAAGAUUUUGGUGUGACCUGUUUAAUUGACGAUUACUUGACGAAUGUAUAGCGGAGAGCAUUUAUAGCUUUUGUGGUUUUGUGUUUAUGUGCUUAUGAAUGUUGCGUGUGUGUGUUUGUCUGUGUGUGUGUGUGUGUGUGUGUGUGUGUGUGUGGUACUUUGGGGGUUGGUUAUGUUAGUAUUCU